GAAAUUUACACCCCGCCAACGGAAACAUAAAAACAGACAGAAGGAAAGCACAGCACUUGUUGACACAAAUGUUGCUGAGAUACUUCCCAUUUCAAAAAGUGAAAAGGAAGCAAAAAAGCAAAAGCUCAGAGAAGAGCUGAGGGCACAGCAUGAGCGGGUUUCGUCAAAGAAACAGAAGCGUCUAGAUAAAUACAUUGAAAACAAGCUUAAGAAAGAGGAAAACCUCGAGCUGCUUAAAAAGUUAGCCCAGUCCAAGGUCGAUACAUCCAAACUUCAGAGUUCCAAGAACCUUGGGAAGCGAAAAAGACACGAUUCAAAUACCGAAGCUGUUUCGGCACCUACAGCUGCUAACGCGACGGACGGAAUUGUUUCUGAUUCAGAACUUUCGGCGGACGAAGGGGACCAGAAGCUAGAUGACGCCGUAAGCAAAGAUACAAAUAAGUCUCAAGCGGUGCCAGUGACAUUUGGGAGUGGGCUGAAACGACCUCUUGAAGUUGGACCCGAUGGGUUCCCAAUCAUCAAGAAACGCAAGCGAGCACCCAAGGUGAAACCAGUGAAGGAACCAGUAGAGGAAAUACCGUGGGAAGGAUUUGACUCGGAAGAUGAAGCGGAGGGAGGUGUUCAAGAUGACGGAUCCAUCCACUCCGAUGGCGCUCAUGAACAAACAGCGCCAGGAGAAGAUAGCGGUUCCUCAUCCGGAGAACCUUCUGAGAAUGAAGAGGAAAGCGAGAAUAGCGAUGAGGACAGUGACGAGGGUGAUGAAGAAGAUAGCUCAGCAUCUGCUAGAGAGGAUCAACCCAGAAGAUCCUCUUUUAAAGCUUGGGCAGUACAGCAGAUCAAUGAAACAGUGGGAUUCAAGCCCACAUCAGGGCCUAUCGUGACGGAGCAGCCGUUCGUUGAACCCAAGAAACUUCCAAGGAAUACUGUCGCAGAAGAAGAGCCAUUACCCCUAGAACUCCAGACGACCAAGGGGGAUCCGGAUCGGAAAGCUUUCAGCGUCCAGGUUAACCGUUCCGAGGAAAUGCAAGCUGCGCGUCUGGGGUUGCCCGUGGUUGGUGAGGAGCAGAAAAUAAUGGAGGCAAUAUACAACAACCAAACCGUUGUCAUAUGGGGAGCUACUGGAAGCGGGAAGACCACUCAGAUUCCACAGUUCUUGUUCGAAGCUGGUUAUGGAAAUCCAGACAGCCCCAACCCGGGAAUGAUAGGUGUAACUCAACCGCGCAGGGUUGCUGCUGUGAGUAUGGCGAAACGUGUUGCCGACGAACUGGGGCAGUUUUCUAGCCAAGUUUCCUACCAGAUCCGUUUCGAAAGUACGGCAACUAAUAAGACCGCUAUCAAGUUCAUGACUGAUGGAAUCUUACUACGGGAAAUUGCGGACGACUUUUCAUUGAGUAAAUACUCUAUAAUUGUCAUUGAUGAAGCCCAUGAGCGGAGUGUCAAUACAGAUAUUCUCAUCGGGAUGGUUAGUCGGAUUGUGGAUUUACGCAAGACUAUGAGCGAGGAAGAUCCGUCUGUCAAACCUUUGAAACUUGUCAUCAUGUCGGCAACGCUGCGGAUUUCGGAUUUCACGCAGAAUACGAGUCUUUUCCGUCAAGGUCCGCCGCCGCUGGUACAAGCAGAGGGCCGGCAGUAUCCUGUUACCAUCCACUUCUCCAGACGGACACAUCGUGAUUAUGUUGAAGAGGCUUUCAGGAAGGUCUCGAGAGGACAUCGCAAACUGCCUCCAGGGGCCAUGCUUGUAUUCCUGACAGGGCAGAACGAGAUAAAAUACCUCGCCAGACGUCUGAAACAAACCUUCAAACCCACACAGCGUGGUGAGGUGAUUCAGGCAAAGGUUCAGAUAUCCGCCAACGAUGCACCGCUCGAAACGGAGGAUAUGGAAUUAGGCGGCAGUGAGAUACCUACUCCAGGAAAUGGGGAUGAUGACGACAGCGACCUGGAAAUCACAGGCCUAGAUGACGAUGAGGAAGACGAUGGGUUUGACUUAGAUGAGGAGGCAAUGGACUCAUCUACGCGAGUCCACAUAUUACCUCUCUACUCCCAACUUCCUACGAAGGAACAGAUGAAGGUCUUCGAACCACCUCCGGAAGGCUCACGACUAAUUGUCUUAGCGACCAACGUUGCUGAAACUAGUCUUACGAUUCCUGGAAUAAAGUACGUCUUCGAUUGUGGACGAGCAAAGGAGAGACAGUACGAUCUAAAUACCGGAGUUCAAAGCUUUCAGAUCGGCUGGAUCAGCAAAGCAAGUGCCAAUCAACGAGCGGGACGAGCGGGACGAACUGGGCCUGGUCACUGCUACAGGUUAUACUCGUCUGCGUUGUACGAAGGAGAGUUCGCUGAAUACACGGACCCGGAGAUUCUACGAACACCAAUCGAAGGUGUUGUGCUCCAAAUGAAGAGCAUGGGUCUCCAUAAUGUUAUAAAUUUCCCAUUUCCCACUCCUCCUAGCCGGCAGGGCCUGGUAAAAGCCGAGAAACUAUUAAAAAACCUGGGAGCUCUCACUUCAAAUGGGCAGGUGACGGCGAUCGGUCGGUCUUUAUCUACAUACCCCUUGUCUCCCAGGUUCGGGAAGAUGCUACACAUCGGUCAUCAGCACGGCUGCAUGCCGUACGUCAUCGCCCUCGUCGCAGCAUUGGCAGUUGGCGAUUUAUUCAUCCCGGAGAACCAAAUUGACAUGGCAUCUUCCAAAGAAGACGACGGCGGGGAAGAAGAAAAGGUAUAUACGAACUCAGACCGGCUAGAAGAUACAGCGAGAGAAAAUAGAGGCAAAGACUACGCAAGGGCGCAUCGCCUUUUCAGUAAACACGACGACGCUUCGGACGCAUUGAAGUUCAUGUCAGCAGUCUGCGCCUAUGCCUACGCCUCGAAUCCGGACUCAUUCUGCGAGAAGAUGUUUCUCCGAUCUAAGGCGUUCAAGGAAGCAUCCCAACUCCGGCGUCAACUGACGGACAUCGUCCGUGCCAAUAACCCAGGUUUGAUGGGACCCUACGAGGCGCGCCUCCCAGAGCCAUCCGGGAAACAAGUCAAGGCACUCAAACAGAUAGUGACGGCCGGAUUCAUCGACAACGUUGCCAUCCGCGCCGACUGUGCGCCCAUCCCACCGGAAAUGCCACGAAAACCGAGGAGGGCCAUCGACGUCCCCUACCUCACGCUCUUAAGGUCCCGCGAUGGACCGGGCAAAGAGCUAUCCGAGAGAGCCGUUUACGUUCACCCAUCAUCCGUCCUCGCCAAAUUCUCGCCGACAGAAAUGCCACAGUAUAUCGUGUAUUCUCAUCUCCAGCAAUCGUCGUCUGCUCUGGUCUCCGAUCAAGUGGCGAAGAUCCGGAUGUUCCCUCUCGCUACUCCGAGCGGGCUGCAACUCUCUGCCAUUGCUCAUGGCACUCCACUGAUAGAGUAUGGGAAGCCUAUUGGCAAGGCGGAGGCUGUGGAGGAUGUCCCUCCAAAGCGCAUCUGUUGGGUAGUUCCAUCGCUGGUCGGGGAGGCUGGAAGUACAGGAUGGCCGUUGCCUGCCAAGAAGGUGCUGCAGAGGAAGGAUUUGAAGGAGGGAUGGGUUAUUGAAAAGUUUCUCACUUAGAUGAGGUUGGUUAUGGGUAUACUGGAAAAGUCCAUUGGGGAUGACGGGUAGACACCAUGUAAUGAUUUGGAUAUAUCAUGAAUGAUAGACAUUUCUCAGCAUCCAAGAUGAUAAUAAUCCUUCCCUCAUGCUAAAAGAAGAAACCAGCACCUAACCACCUAACGCCAUAGCCUUCAGAACCUUCGCAUCCAUUUUUUAGUAGAAAAAGAAACAGAACCAGUAGAAAAGCCAUCUACCUCCCUUCCUCCCUACCCCUUUCCCUCUCCCAAUCCUCUCUAAUCCCCAACGCCUUCCGAAGCCGCUCACUCUCCUCAAUCUUUGCCUCCGCCAACUCAUGAACCUGGUAGGACUUGAACUGCCUCCUCUCCCGCGGGGGAGGCGACAUCCCUCGUCGACGAUUCCGUCUCCCACCUUCAGCAGAAAAUUCAGAUUCACCUUUCCGCUUCCGAUCCUCCGCAUCCUCCAACUCCCUCAAUAACUUCUUCCUCAACUCAUUGCAUCGUUCCUCAAUAUCUUCCUCGGAGAGAAUCUUCUUCUCUUUAUCCUUGGCUUCUUCUAGCCUUUCAUUCUCCUCUUCAAGUCUUUCCCGUUCCUCGAGAACUUUCACCUCGAUCGCCCGCCGUCUGUCAUGUUCUAGGAUCUGCCUAUCCGGUUGGCGGUGGUGGAAUGGACGUGCUGCUCCGUCCGGGCUGUCUUUAUUUGAUGAGGAUGAUGAUUUCGUGCCUGCGCCUGGUGGUGGGUAAGGGGCGCCGUAGCCUGCGUUUCGGGGUUUGAGGAAGGCGUAGUUUCGUUGAACGUAGCCUGAUGUGCCGCUUCCUCUUGGUGUGGAGAGGCCGACGUUCGAGGACAUUUCUCUCUUUCUCUUUCUUUUUGGUCUUUCUUUAGACGUUCGGGGAUUUGUUACGUAGAUG
Molecule: messenger RNA, 4485 nt
Organism: Monascus purpureus
Lineage: Eukaryota; Fungi; Ascomycota; Eurotiomycetes; Eurotiales; Aspergillaceae
Source: the annotation of a GenBank genome assembly